AUGGCUUUGUCUCAGGUCCAGUGUCUGGACGACCACCACGUCAACUGGCGCAUUAGCGAGAGCAAGCCGGAGUUUUUCUACAGCGAGGACCAACGGCUGGCCCUCGAAGCACUCAUCACCAAGGGCCGCGAUGCGUUCACGGACUACAUCCAGAAGCACGAAAUUCGGGGGUUCCUCUCUGAAACGGAACUGGAGAGAGUCACGCGCAUCGCCGAGGCGUACAGACCGGGCCACGAACACCACCCGAGGCCGGGGACACCCGGGGCGGGGAACUUGACUCCUGGGUCCGGAGAAGAAGGAGAGGACGGAGAGGUGUCGCUCGCCUACUGGCCGGACCGGUCCGAGGCCUCGGUGGCGGAGCUGGACCUCGGGUGGCCUGACUCCAUCUCAUACAGAGGGGUGACGCGCGUGACCGUGUACACGCAGCCUCCCACAGAGGGUCACACGCACAUCAAAGAGGUGGUUCGGAAGAGCAUUGCUGGAGCUCAGAAGGUGAUUGCUGUGGUGAUGGACGUGUUUACAGAUGUGGAUAUCUUUCGAGACCUUCUGGACGCAUCCUAUAAACGCAGAAUCCCUGUGUACAUAAUUCUGGAUAUAGCUGCAGUGCCCUGCUUUCUUUCCAUGUGUGGAAGAGCUGAUAUGCACAGAGGGCACCUAAAGAAUCUGCGUGUGCGCUGCUGCGGAGGGUUGGAAUUUUUCACGCGAUCAGCACAGAGGGUGCGAGGAUCCUUGAGUGAGAAGUUCCUCCUUGUAGAUGGAGACAGAGCCAUCUCUGGUUCAUACAGUUUCACCUGGUCCUCUUCCCGACUGGACCGGAACCUCAUCACCGUCAUAACUGGGCAGGCAGUAGAGACCUUCGACAUUCAGUUUCGGGAUCUCUUCCUUACGUCCAGGGGAGUGUCGCUCAGCAAGGUUCCCUUGCAGGACGAGCCAAUCCCCGACCCGCUGCCUCAGACAGUGCCUGCACCUGUCCCAGCUUCUGUCGCCAGAAAGCUCAUCAAUCCCAAAUACGCACUUGUCACAACAGGAGCUCACACAAGCCCCACCCCCUCUGACCAGAACUCCAGUAAAAAGGAAUCAAACUCCCAGAUUCCCGCUGGGUUGAAGGUGAUGAAAGCACGCCUUAAGGAGGUUAUUGAGGAGUCGCCCCUACACCCUGGGUUAGUCCAUCUGGAGAAAGCCAACUUAAUCCCGUAUCUGCCAACCUGGCCGGAGCCAGAUCCCCCGAGUGAUGUGAUCGGCUUCAUCAACAUCAGGGAUGAAAAGAGAGCCCAUCAGGUUCACCUCCAGAGGUCGGAAAGGUUCGAGGUCAGCCAGGCUAUACGCUUCAGCUCACCACUGACUCAACCAGCACCGACUGAGGAAUCCAACGCAAAUCAGGGUGAAAAAGACACUCAAACAGGAAACAAUCUGCCUGGGACUGGGAGUGCUAAAGACUCCACCCCUGUAGUUCCAGCAGAAAACAAGCUUGGAUCCCAAAGUGCUCCAAAUAAGGACCAAACUGACUCCAGAGGACCCACUGAGAGGCCCAGCACAUCUCCACAACAUGAACCACAAACGUCUACAACACAACCCAAAGUUACUGCUGAUACACAGCCUAUGGACAAUGCUGGAAAAACUCAAGAAACACCGCCUGCAGCGCCUCCCGUUCCCAAACGCCGCACGCUGCAGUUGGUCAUAGACCCCGCCUCAUCAGAGCAGCCCGGUGAGGCUCAGGUCACUCUGAUCAAAAUGGACCAGGUGGAUAAUCUACACAAAGAGCAACCCGAGAAGACCCGGAACCGUAUCCGGUUAACGUCGAAGAAUGACAGCGGAGACUCUGGCAGCAACGAAGAGGGGAGCCAGGACAGCACUAAGGUCAUCUGCGACCGAGCGCUCAACGACGAACCCUCGAGCGCUUCCACAGCAUCAGAGGAGGAGUUCUAUGACUGUUCCCAGCAGGACGCAGGCGGCGAAGCGCUCACCAAUGGGGGGCAGACCGGAUCAGGAAGAGGGCCUUCCCACGGAGACGGACUCAACAUGAUGGCUCGCUUCUCUCAGAGCAUGCUGGACCUGCGGGAGGCCAACCAAUCAGAGGGCGGCUCCUCCCUCAUUCGCCAAUCCCAGCAACUACGUAGACAGGGACAUGCUUCCCCACACCGACACAUAGGACAGCUUUGGGCGGACUCAAGGUCUCCAGCUCGAGAUGCAAGAUGGAAGGGUCCCAAAGUUAUAAUUGCAAAACCGGGAAGUUAUCACCGCCCUUCAAGAACUGCUGCUCUCGUGAUCGGAGGACACCGUUACUGGCAGGGGCAACUGGUGCCGCCCGACCCCACACAGCAGCGCGUGGAAGCCCGCUCUGGGCGAUCACCACGGAGACACAGUCCUGGCUACAGGAAGAUAUCACCCCAGCCAACAGCUGACCCAAAGGGAUUGCUCGGAGUGUCUCUGUCAAAACUCAACAGCUUUAAAAGUUUGAAAGGACGAGCAGGAACCUCUCAGAAAAAAGCAUCUCAUAGUAAUAAUGCUGCUAGGUAGAACCAUUGGUAAGAACAGGUACAUGAGGUCCUGGUUAGAAACUGGAAGCAAUUCAGUUUGGACUGUUUUCGAUUUAAAGCCUGCAGUUCAACAUAACUAGGAGAACUGCUGUGAUAAGCAGACGUUUCGUCUGUGGGAAAGGAGCUCUGACAGUAAUAUAGCAGUUAUUUGUGUUUACAGACGUGCACAUGUGCCAUGGAUCCUUUGUUUGGUUAAAGAAAAAGAUGGACUAUUUCCUUCAUGUGGUACUUUGUUCAGUAUGUUCUGAUAUACUUGUCUGCUAAGCCAGGCACUCAUACAGCAUGUUGAGCCUAGAAUUACCUCAGAUGCUUUUCUUUUUCCUUAAACGGUAAUGUUUGUUCACGUCCAACAAACACAGAUGAAGUGUCUGAGUUAUGUAAGAUUGUGUCUACUUAUAGAAACAGAUCAGGCAUCAGCACUGAUAGCGCUGUGAUUAGUUCCACCUAUGCACAAGAUGACAUGAUUACUUUUACAUAUUUGACAAAGGUUGUUUAUAACCUGUGCAAAUGUAGACAUAUCCAGUGUACUGUCAUGGGACCGAAAAUGAAUGUUUUGAAUUAAAAGACAGACUGUUGCAAAGAUAACUCUGUUUUUGACUCCUCCAGUUGGAAA
Messenger RNA from Cyprinodon variegatus (sheepshead minnow), 3150 nucleotides. It is a transcript of the gene sack1gb, whose product is annotated as protein FAM83G-like. The coding region runs from base 1 to 2517 and encodes 838 amino acids. The transcript is spliced from 5 exons. The record is from RefSeq and is a predicted model, not a curated record. NCBI's taxonomy places the organism in Eukaryota, Metazoa, Chordata, Actinopteri, Cyprinodontiformes, Cyprinodontidae.